Molecule: messenger RNA, 4035 nt
Organism: Heterobilharzia americana
Lineage: Eukaryota; Metazoa; Platyhelminthes; Trematoda; Strigeidida; Schistosomatidae
Source: the annotation of a GenBank genome assembly
AUGUCAUCAAAGUGUAAAUAUGAAUCCAAUACUGCUAUUGAAGAGGAGGCUGCUAACACAAUCACUUCCACUUGUGGUUUAUGCGAUCACAACGAUAUUAUUAAUUGUAAUGAAGCAGUUGGAUCCUCCUGUAAUACUUCUUCGUCUUUAAUAACUGCUGAUUCAUCGAGUAAAACGGAUGUUAAACAUUCUGAAAAUAGAGAUCACAUUUCAAUGAGGUAUAAGUAUGCACUGAAUGGCAACACAAUGGUUAAUUCGGAUUAUUGUAAGCCUACUAACACCACCACCACUACUACUACUACUACCUCUACUAAUAUCAGUACUAUUUUUACCACUUCUAGUUCCUGCAUCACUAAAACAUCAACUAUUCUUACGCCUACUAACACUUCCACUUCUGUUAUAGAUAGUGGACAUACAUCCUCAGGUGUAAAUACUUUAUCUUCCUAUUCUUCCUCUUAUCCACCAGCCACAUUUCCAUCUCAUCGAAGAAGACGUGGUGGUGGAAUAAAUGGUGCUAUGCAUGCUACAAGUGGAGGUGCUAAUAAUAAUAAUAAUAAUAACAAUAAUAAUAGUAAUAAUAAUAACAAAAAUUAUUCAAGUUUUCGAUCGCAUAACCGACCGGCUAACUUUGGUUUUAAUAAGUCACUUCAAAAUUCAGUCUGGAAUCAUCAUCAAUCAGCAACAUCUGUAGCAUCGAAAUCUCACUCAGAUUAUCAUCAUCACCAUCAUCAUGAUGGAUUACAAAAUAGUAUUAAUAACAAUCAAACUAGUCAUUAUCAACAACAUCAUCCAUCACCUGUUUACUAUCAACCUCAUCCCCAUUAUCAUCGUGGUUCUAUCUCUGGUGCUACUGGUGGUGGUGGUGGUCCAACUCAAGAUUUAGACAUGGACUCUGAGAUGGAAAAUGAGAAGGCUUGUGCUACAGACAUGUCAACGUGUUCUCUUCCAGUCAAUGUACUGCUGCCUACAGUUCAGUCACCGUCGAGUUAUUGUUCACAAAGUGAUCGCCUUUUAAAUUCACAAUGUUACAGUCAUCAUCAUCAUCACCAAGUUCAUCAACACCUUCAACCUUACGAUGCUUAUAUGAAUAAAGGUUUUGGUAGUAAUACUAAUGGUGCAAUGUCAGUUGGCAAUGAUACAAUCAUUACUAAUGAACACGAAGAUAUUGAUCUAACUACAACAAAUGUUGGAUGGAGUACGCAAGACAGAAUUAUUCAUAAUCUUUUGUCGAAUAUUUUAUCACCACAGGUUACUGAAGUUAAAUCUCAUAGUGCAUUAAUCCAGCUAUCAUUUCCACAAGAUUUGAUUCAUUCAUCGAUUGUAACGCCAGAAACAGAAACAUCACUGUUGACUACAACAACAACAACAGACAUAAAUUGUACUUCGAUAACAACACUAGUAACAGGCACUCUACCAUUGAUCACAGCAACAACAACAACAACAACAAAAGCCAAAUCAAUUCCAACCUUGUCCUCUGAUAAUGGCUUAUCAUCAUUGACAGAAAGUAAUUCUAAUAAUGAUACUGUAAAUUCUUAUAAAGCUACAUAUUCCCCUUCAAAGAAUCUACACAAUGAGUACAAACCAUCAUCAUCAUCAUCAUUGACGACGACGACGCCGAUAGCAACAACAGCACUGUCAACGACAAAGAGGAAUCUGUCCAAAGGCGAUAUAAGUAAUCAUUCUGCUACUAAUAAUGAUAAUAAUAGUAAUAAUAAUGAAAAUGAUGAGUAUGGCAGUGCAAAUGAUGAGUUGAACGCCAACAGCAAUAUAACCACUUCCAACACCGAUACUAAUAAUGAUAAUAUCAAUCAAAAUGAACAGUAUCAGUUAACAAUUGACCUAGAUGCUAUACAAUUUGAGUUACACUUAACUGAACGAUGCAGUACACCACAAUUUAAAUGUGUUUUCAUUGGAGAAGCUACAUUCAUAUCACUGCAAGACCUUCGUCCCGGAACAAAUUAUUAUGUAAAAGUAUGCUGUAACUAUUCUGGAAUACGUGGAGAUUUCAGUCCAGUUGCCCAUUUUAUUACACUACCAUCUCAGCCGAGUCCACCACGAACUAUACAAAUAAUAUGUCAGACACGUAAUUCAUUACAUAUAAAAUGGGGCCCUGGCAUCGACAAUGGUUCACGUAUCACAUCAUACAAGUUAGAAUAUGCUCAGGUGUCGACAAAUUCAUCUGAAAUUGGAUUAGAUAAAAAUCAGGAUCCGGAAUUUUUUGAACCUAUUCAAGUGUUCGGUAGAUCAUAUAAGAUAAAUCAACUGUCUCCGUCUACAGAAUAUUUGAUUCGUGUCGCAGCAAUAAAUCAAUACGGACAAAGUUCCUGGAGUCCAAUACUCUCAGCAUCAACAUCUGGUAGUCCACCAGACAUGCCACUACCACCAUUCUUAAUACAAGCUGAUGUCCAUUCAUUAACACUUGGAUGGCGUCCACCAACUAACUUAUCUGAUCAAUACCAGUACCACAAUCAUCAUCAUCAUGAUAUUACAUGUGAUCAAACAAAUUCAUCUAGCUAUAUGAAUCAUUUGAAUCCGAUUACGUACACUUUAGAAAUGGAUGAUCAAGCUAUGGGUCAUGGUUUUGUCACUGUUUUCGAUGGUACUGGUACAGAGCAUUGUAUUGAUAAUCUACGUCGUAAUACACGUUAUCGUUUCCGAUUAGCAGCAUCUAAUGUGGAUGGUAGAAGUCGUUGGAGUGAAACCAUAACCUUGACCACUCUUCCAGAUCAUCCAUCUCCACCAAGAAAUUUAAGAAUUUAUGGUUCACUUUUACAGCCAACUCGAUUAGCCAUAACAUGGGAUGUACCAGAGGAUGACGGUGGGAUGCCUAUCCAAGCUUAUCGUUUAGAAGCUUUGCUACCCUAUAGCAAUAGUAAUAACAAUAAUACCAGCCUAGUUAAUGGAACUUUAACCAAUGGAUCAAAUACAAAGUUGAAUGAUGGUACUUAUUCUUUGGAAAAAAUUGAUGAUCAUAUGGAUGUUAUUAAAAAACUAAUAUGCUGGCCGCAUGUUACUGCCUUAAAGCCUGGCGCACCUAUUCUGUCCGCAAUAAAUUCAUCAUGCUCUCCUAAUAUUAUUUCUGCUAAUACUUCUUCUUCUUCUGCUGCUAUUACUACUACUACUGCCAAUGUUGUAGAUGAAAAUUAUCUUGUAAAUAACUAUGAUAGUAAUCAUAAAAUAACGUCAGAUAUGACGAAUGGAAACAGAAAGUAUCAAUCACGUAUUUUUGAAAUGGAUUCCAAUGUCAUUGAUUGUACUAAGUCAACAGAGAAUGCUCAGAAUAAUAAUAAUGAUAAUAAUGGGACUACUACUAGUAUUACCACUAUUUCCCCAACAAUCACUACCUCAACUGCUCAUAACACUGACUAUGAUUUGGAAUUGAACUAUUCACAUACUGCAUGGUUUAUUAUCUAUGAAGGUCCUGAAAAAGAAUUACUCAUUGAAAAUCUACCACCUGGAUUCUGUUUGCAAUUACGUGUACGUGCAUCUUGCUCAUUAACAGAUAAUACAAAUCCACUAUGUUCAGCAUUUUCUUCUACCUCUUCUUCGUCUUCAUCCUCGUCAUCAGUGUCAUCAGGAAGGGUUUCUGUUUUAAAUCUACACAAUUAUUCAACUGAUAUGUCUUAUAGUCUAGCAAGAAGUAAAACUGUUGGUAUGAAUGCUGCUGUUACUACUACUACUACUACUACUGCUACUGCUAACACUAGUGCUACUACUACUAGUGUGGGUGGUGGUACAACUGGUAGCGGAGGAUUAUGGGGUAUGGCAAACUGUCCACCAUUGAAAAUACGUAUGCCACCUAUUCCACCGUCAGCACCAUGUUCUGGUCCACGUCUUGUUGGUAAACCAAAGCCAACCUCAUUGCAUUUAUGUUGGUCUCCACCGAAACAAACUGGAGGUGCACCGAUUUUAGCUUAUGAGGUUUGGCAGUUGACAUUAGAACUACAAGUUGGAUUGAUGAAGAAUCAGAAGAUAAUCAAGGUUCAAAUCUUUCAAUACAAAGAUAUUGCUCUUCUACACCAUCGUCUUCAUUAG